AUCCAUCCUCCUCGCGCUCGGUAGAAUCAAUCUGUGCCAGUGUCAGGUGGUUCUCUGUUUCUUCUUCUCUUCUUCUUGGAUUUCCUCUCUGAAGACAUGGAGUCUGUACGUAUCAGUACGCAUCCUGGAUUUACUUGUCAUCGUGCUGAAAGUGGCAGUGGAGGCCUAUACGCAAAGCCAUGGAGCUCUCAGAGUGCCCAUGGCGGUGGCGGGGUACACGGGACCAGAAUCUCCUCCGUCCACACCAGCAGGCUUGGGGGCUUCAGAGGAGGGGCAGAGCACCAGGUGUACACAGGUGUUACAGCUGAUGGUGGCUUCACUAUGGGUAAUGAGAAGCUCAACAUGCAGCUCCUGAAUGACCGUCUGGCCACCUACCUGGAGUCAGUAAAGAACCUGGAGGAGGUCAACAGCAAGCUGGAGCUACAGAUCAGGGAGGUACUGGAGAAGAAAGGGCCUGCUGGGGCAGACUAUAGCCGCUACGAAGCCACGCUGGAGGACCUGAGGAAGAAGAUAUCGGAGAUGACAGUGGGCAAUGCACAGAUCGCUAUCCGAGUUGAGGGUGCCGGCCUAGCCGCAGAGGACUUCAAGGUCAAGCAUGAAAGUGAGAUUGGGAUGCGCCAGACUGUCGAGAGUGAUGUCGCAAAUCUGAGGAGAACACUUGAUGACACCAUCGUGCUCCAGCUGCAUCUGGAGAACGAUAUCGAGUUUCUGACAGAGGAACUGAUCAACCUGAAGAAGAACCAUGCAGAGGAUGUGCUGGAGCUACGUACCCAGAUUUCCAUGGCUGGCGUGCAGGUGGAGGUGGAUGCUUCUAAGGGACACGACCUAGGAAAGAUCAUGGAGGAGAUGAGGGCCAAGUACGAGAAGAUGGCCUUGAAGAGCCAGGAGGAGCUCAAAGAGUGGCAUGAAUCCAAAAUCACAGAGGUGCAGGUCCAGGUGACUGAGAAUACAGAGGCCCUGAAGGAGGCACACACCACAUUCAGUGAAAGCAGGAGGAGCAUUCAGUCCCUGCAGAUUGAUCUUCAGUCCCAGAUCAGCCUGAAUGCGGCUCUGGAGGGGAACCUUCAUGACAUUGAGAUGCGCUACAACAUGGAGUUGCAGAAAUACAACGCCGUCCUCCUGAGGCUGGAGGCUGAGCUGACCCAGAUCCGCUCUGACAUCCAACAUCAGACACAGGACUACCAUAUCCUGUUCAACAUCAAGAUACAGUUGGAGGCUGAGAUCGCCGAGUACAGGAGGCUGCUGGACGGAGACUUGAAAGUUGAGGUUGCUGUCGAGAAGAAACCAACUAAAGCUUUCCGAACAAAGACGCUGAUUGUCACCCAGACACUAGUGGAUGGCAAAGUAGUGUCUGAAGGAGUGACUGAGGAUGUCAAAUCUGAAGGAGGGAUUGAAGCUGUCCAUGGAUAACCACCCAGUCAAGAAACAUCUUCUCUCUCAUCAUCAUCAUCACCAUUUUCAUCAUCACUACCAUCAUCAUCAUCAUCACCAUUAUGACACAACACAACACUAACAGUUAAUUGUUCACAAAAUGACCAAUGAAACAAUCACAAUAAAUGAAGUCAAACACUUAAUGUAA
Molecule: messenger RNA, 1579 nt
Organism: Oncorhynchus kisutch (coho salmon)
Lineage: Eukaryota; Metazoa; Chordata; Actinopteri; Salmoniformes; Salmonidae
Product: keratin, type I cytoskeletal 18
Exons: 7
Coding region: 97-1410 (437 amino acids)
Biological process (GO): intermediate filament cytoskeleton organization
Cellular component (GO): cytoskeleton; keratin filament
Molecular function (GO): structural molecule activity
Source: RefSeq, a predicted model, not a curated record